Molecule: messenger RNA, 1244 nt
Organism: Chiloscyllium plagiosum (whitespotted bambooshark)
Lineage: Eukaryota; Metazoa; Chordata; Chondrichthyes; Orectolobiformes; Hemiscylliidae
Gene: fam167b
Product: family with sequence similarity 167 member B
Source: RefSeq, a predicted model, not a curated record
UUUAAGCUGACAGGGCGGUUCUGUGAAAGACUAUCAGGCAGUUGCAGAGUGAGUCUGAGCUGAGCUUCCUGAUUCAGUGUUACCUCCAGCCUCUCGGUGGACAGUGUGCCUGUUCCCCGGGCACAGAGAUGGAACCGCUAGCAGCAGUAGCUGACCCGGAGCCAGAUGACCACCUGAGCCGGGUGAAGGCGCUAACUGCAAAGUUAAAUUUGCAGACGCGCAGACCCUCGUUCGCGGAAUGGCAGCAGAAACUGGAGAGCGAGCCUUGGAAAAGUGGCGAGAGCUGGCAGGUCCAGUCAGGACCAGGCAGUGACAGUAACAUCACCCUGAGCCAGGGAGUGAGCAGCAACAAUGACAUCUCCCUCACCAGCAUCUGUGGCUUCGCCAAUAUCGGAGAGGCGUUGGAAUGGCUCAGGAAGGAGCUGCGAGAGAUGCAGUCUUCAGAUCAUCAGCUUGCUCGGAAGCUAAUUUGUCUCAGGAGAGAGAUUCACAGACUAAAGGUGGAGCAGAUCUGUCAUCAGCACAAGGAGAUGUUGGAUGAUGUAACGUACGAACUGGAGGAAUGUGAAGAAGAGUCAGACUUACUCUUGGAUAUUCCCCUGAAAGCUGUAUUCAGUCUCUCCACACCACUUAAACAUAUCGGAGUGACUAAAAUGAACAUUAACUCCAGAAGGUUCUCUCUUUCCUGAUCUAAGAUAGAGUCGAUUAAUCUUUAGACUAUUAAUAAAAAAAAGUUUGAUCACACUGUGAGGGGAUUGUGCAUUGCAACAUUACCUGUAAGUUAUAGCUGGAGUCAAUUUUCAACUCCACUUCAAUUAGAAGUCGUAUGACAUGAAUUUGGAAAGUCCUGUGGGUCACAUGCAGAGUGGAACUAAAGGUUGUGCAGUUUAAUGAAGCUGAGAUGAUGAGGGUAAUGCUGAUGGAGCUGUGCAUUGUAUUUGUUUUGUGCUUUGUCUCACUGAUGAAUGUUAUUAGUGAUGAAGGUGAUGGACGCCUCAUUAAAUUCUCAAGGGCCAUCGUUAUCAACACAUGGACAAACACACCCCUAAAUCUUACAACAUAUUCUGUACAUAAACAUUUAUCAUAAUCUACUCUGCCAAUAACAAAGAUAAUUAGAUUUAUCUGCAUUUUUGUUCACAUUUUGGUUAGAAAUAUGCUUAUGUAAAAUCAAAUACUGGUAUUCCAACUUGGGCACUGCACUGUAUUAGAAAACUUUUUUCAGUCUGAUUAGUAAACUUCCAAAA